CCUGCGACCCCUGCUGCCCAGGAGCCGAGAGCCAGCGGCCGCCCCAGACUCGGGCGAGAGCGACGCAAGGUCGGCGGCGGCGGCCCGAGGGCGCCCGUGUGCCCAGUGCGCGGUGAGGACGGCCGCGAGCUCGCUGGAGGGCUCCCUGGAAUAAUCCAGAAGUUGAUUCCAUCAUGGCAGAACUCAAGGUGGAUGUGCGGGCCAGCGUAGACUGGCAGAAACGCUGUGUGGCUCUGGAAACCCAACUUUUCCGGUUCCGCCUACAGGCCAGUAAGAUAAGGGAGCUGCUGGCUGACAAGAUGCAGGAGCUGGAGCAGAGGCUGCUGGAGGCAGAGCAGAGAGCAGAGAACGCCGAGACCCAGGUCAGUGUCAUGGAAGAGAAGGUAAAACUGUCCAAUCUGAAGAAUGUGGACUCUCCAGGCAGCCUGCACCGGAAAUACCAAGAAUUGCUGAAAGCCUUGCAGGGCAAAGAUGAGCUCAUCCGCCAGCUGGAGGCUCAGCUGGAGAAGCAGAAGCAGAUGAGAGCAGAGGAAACAAAAACUGUUCAAGAAAAAGCUGCAAAGAUCAAGGAAUGGGUGACACUCAAGUUAGCAGAGCUUGAGAUGGAGAAUCAGCAUCUGAAAAGCUGUAAUCAGUGCCUGGUGGAGCAAGUGGGAGCCCUUCAAGAUGCGCUAGAAGCUAUUCAGAUAGCUCCUUCACAGAAGCUGCUGGUGCCCCCCCAUGGAGCUGCAGAGCAGGAUUCUGUCCCUUCGGAGCCAGGCAUCCAGCCUGUGGGCCAGGACAGUGGCUCCCAGGCCCAGGGUCUGAAGGCAGCUGUGCUUGCACCUUCCCCAGCUGCCCUGCAGAGCAAGGACUCUGUUUCUGAAGCAGCAAGCCCCUUGGAGGAUUCUAGUUCUAGCACAGUCCAUUCUGGGAAAUUAAUAGAGGCCAAGCCCCUUCAACCUCAUCUAGAAAGAGAGGGCUCUCCCCGCCAGCCAUGCAUGAAGCUUCAAACCUUCAGAUGUGGUUCUGCUUCCUGGGGUGAGCACCUGAUUACUGCUCAGAAAGGGAUGCUCCCUGGUACAAAGACUUCUGCCAGAGAAGGUGGCCCUGGCAGCAGUCUGACCCUACCAAAAGUGAGGGCUCCUAACACCCCGAGGGACAGCAUCCAGUUGGCCAAAAGGCACCACAGCCAGCCCCAGGUGGGCCAUGGACACUUUGACCACGUAAUGAGCAUUGAGAUUGGGACCUUCUCAGCACUCCACCCCUCUGGCCUUCCUGAGCUGGAGGCCCGAGCUCGGUACCGGGAUGAACCAGAGAAGAUGGAGAUGGAGGAGCCACCCCCAGCAGGGAAGAAGGAGGAAAGAGAGAGCCCAAAGGCCCUUGGAGCUGAGCCAGAGGAAGUGGAGCCUGGUAACAAGCCACCUACACCCCCACUGCACCAGUUACCACCCUGGGAGAGCCGGAUCUAUGCUGUGGCCACAUCAGGCAUGCGGCUCUCAGAUGUGUCUCCCAGAACUAAUACUGCCUGCUGCGCUUCAAGCCCUCCUGCCCUUGCUUCCCCUGGGUCUUUCUCUGGCCUGGUCUACAAGAAUGUCACUGUGCCUGUCUACACAGCCCUGAAGGGGAGAGCCGCACAGAUCAGCAACAUGCCCUUUAUGGAUGAAUCCUCGGGGUCUGACGAUGACUGCAGCUCUCAGGCAAGUUUUCGAAUCUCGGUCCCCUGCUCUGAGUCCAGGAAGACCAGCGGACUAGGCAGCCCCCGGGCCUUCAAGAGAGGCGUCUCCAUGUCCUCACUGAGCUCCGAGGGUGACUACGCCAUCCCCCCGGACGCCUGCUCACUGGACGGUGACUACUCAGAGCCUGAGCACAAACUGCAGCGCACCUCAUCCUACUCCACUGACGGGCUGGGCCUGGGCGGGGAGUCACUGGAGAAGUCAGGAUACCUACUGAAAAUGGGGAGCCGGAUGAAGACGUGGAAGAGGCGCUGGUUUGUCCUGAGACAGGGACAGAUUAUGUACUACAAGUCCCCGAGUGAUGUCAUCCGGAACCCUCAAGGCCAAGUGGAUCUGAACUCCCGUUGCCAAAUUGUUCGAGGGGAGGGUUCACAGACGUUUCAGCUCAUCUCUGAGAAGAAAACCUACUACCUGACGGCAGAUUCACCCAGCCUGCUGGAGGAGUGGAUCCGGGUACUCCAGAGCCUGCUAAAGGUGCAGGCCACCGGGCCUCCAGCACUGCCUCAGGGUGGCACUAAGCCCACCGUCAAGGGCUGGCUGACCAAGGUAAAGCAUGGCCACUCCAAGCUGGUCUGGUGUGCUCUUGUUGGGAAAAGCUUCUACUACUAUCGGAGCCAUGAGGACAAGCGACCCCUGGGCUGCCUGCCUGUGCGGGAUGCACGCAUAGAGGAAGUAGAUCGAUCCUGUGACUCAGACGAGGACUAUGAGGCUGGAGGAACCAGACGGUUGCUUUCCUCCCACUGCACCCUGGUGAUCCACCCCCCAGAGCACAGCCCCACCUACCUCCUCAUUGGCACCAAGCAUGAAAAGGAUACGUGGCUCUACCACCUCACAGUGGCUGCGGGUGGCAGCAGUGCCAAGGUGGGCACUGCCUAUGAGCAGCUCAUUGGAAAACUGAUGGAUGGUGAGGGAGACCCAGAUUCGCCGCUCUGGAGGCACCCCAUGCUGUGCUACAGCAAAGAUGGCCUGUACACCUCCCUCACCACCCUGCCCUCGGAGGCCUUACAGACGGAGGCACUCAAGCUCUUCAAGUCCUGCCAGCUCUUCAUCAAUGUGCCGGUGGAAGCUGCCUCAGUGGACUACCAUGUGUCCCUGGCCCAGACCGCACUGCAGGUCUGCCUGGUUCACCCCGAGCUACAGAGUGAGAUCUACUGCCAACUCAUGAAGCAGACCAGCUGCCGCCCACCUCAGAAGUACUCCCUCAUGCAGUGCUGGCAGCUCCUUGCUCUGUGUGCUCCACUUUUCCUGCCUCAGCAUCACUUCCUCUGGUAUGUCAAGCAGCAGCUCCAACGCCACGCAGAUCCCAGAAAUGAAACUGGCCAGUAUGCCACCUACUGCCAGCGGGCAGUGGAGCGGACCCUGCAGGCUGGGGAGCGGGAAGCCAGGCCAUCGCGCAUGGAAGUGGUGUCCAUCCUGCUGCGCAACCCCUUCCACCACUCCUUGCCCUUCAGCAUCCCCGUGCACUUUACCAAUGGGACUUACCAGGUGGUUGGUUUUGACGGCUCCUCCACGGUUGACGAGUUCCUUCAGCGGAUGAACCAGGAGAUAGGCAUGAGAAAGCCAUCCCACUCUGGCUUUGCCCUCUUCACGGAUGAUCCUUCAGGCAGGGACCUGGAGCACUGCCUGCAGGGAAGUGUCAAGAUCUGCGAUGCCAUCUCCAAGUGGGAACAAACCCAGAAGGAGCUGCACCCCAGGAAGUCUGAGGGUGGGACACGUGUCGUGAAGCUGAUGUACAAGAACAGGCUGUACUUUCGCAGUCAAGUCAAAGGGGAGACCGACCGAGAACGGCUGCUCCUUGCCUCUCAAACUAGUAGAGAGAUAUUGGCAGGGAGGUUUCCUGUCAACAAGGAGUUGGCUCUUGAGAUGGCUGCCCUGAUGGCCCAGGUAGAAUAUGGGGACUUGGAGAAGCCUGCCCUGCCAGGCCCUGGAGGCACAUCCCCUGCCAAGGCUCAGCAUCUCCUCCAGCAGGUCCUGGACAGGUUCUACCCCAGGCGAUAUAGACAUGGGGUCCCCCCUGAACAGCUGAGGCACCUGGCAGAUAUGUUGACCACAAAAUGGGCAGCUUUGCAAGGCUGCUCCCCUCCUGAGUGCAUCCGCAUCUACCUGACGGUGGCCAGGAAAUGGCCUUUCUUUGGUGCUAAGCUUUUUGCUGCUCAGCCUGCCCAGCUGUCUUCCAAGGAGAAUGCUCUAGUGUGGAUUGCUGUGAAUGAGGAUGGCGUCAGCAUCCUGGACCACAACACUAUGCAAGUGCACAUCACUUACCCCUACUCUUCAGUGACAACCUUUGGUGGCUGCAGGGAUGACUUCAUGCUUGUGAUUAGAUCUAUCCCAGACCAGAGCUCUGGAAAAAGCCACAUUGAGAAGUUGAUCUUUCGGAUGGCUGCUGCCAAGAUUGCAGAAGCUACCUUCAUCAUGGCCAGCUAUAUGAACCAUUGCUCUACAACUGUGAACCCACCCACCCACCCACCUGGAGCCCGCCAGCUGUGGGAACUGGAUGGACGACAGUUCUUUGCUUCUGUUUCCUGUGCUACCAAGGGGCCAACGUUGCUGUGAAUAUCUCUCCUACUCCAUUCCCCACCACCACUAGUGCCUCUGGAUUUAGAGAUACAUAUCUUGGGGUAUGAUACUACUGUGAUGGGUCUAACAGCCCCCACCACUCUUGUUCUGUGAAAUGUGCAUUUUAGUGUCUGUGAAGCCUUUAUUCUCUAGGUGCUUUAUAAUGUUUCAGGGCCCAGCUUUUUAAAAUCCAGAUCCAGUGUUAAAACCACUUAUUCCUUUUUUUGUAAGAAUGCUACCUGAUUCUAUAGACAGGGGUGAUCCACUGUUACUGAGGGCAUCAGUGCUAUAAGUUAAGGCUUUCUGAACUGAUACUCUCAAGGAAGCUUUUUUUUUUUGGAGGAACAGGGGAGGAUAGAGUCUAUGUUGCCCAGGCUGGAGUGCAGUGGCGCAAUCUUGGCUCACUGCAACCUCCACUUCCCAGGUUCAAGCAAUUCUGCCUCAGCCUCCUGAGUAGCUGGGAUUGCAGGUGUGCACCACCAUGCCUAAUUUUUGUACUUUUAGUAGAGAUGGGGGUCUCACCAUGUUGGCUAGGCUGUUCUCAAACUCCUGACCUCAGGUGAUCCACCCAUUUUAGCCUCCCAAAGUGCUGGGAUUACAGGCGUGAGCCACCGCGCCUGGCCUGGAAGCUAAUUUUUUAAUAUUGUAUAUGGUCUUAUUUAUACUUGAAGUUUUCUGAAUGUCGCUAAACAGAAUAGGACUAAAAUUUCCAAUUCUCCUGCACUCUGACAGAAGCCUAGAACUAUCUAAACUGUACUGCCUUUCCCAAAUGGGAAAGGUGCUGACAGAGUUGGAGAAAAAAGAAUAGACUCACUUUCCCCAUUAUUGGUAUGUAGGCAUUGGUACUGCCCCUUCCCCAUGCUAAGAUUCAAGCUCUUUCUCUCACACUGGACUAUAAGCCAAACCCAUGCAAUGUGCAAACAAGGGCAGGGGGUAGUUCCAAUCUGACCUCUCCCUGUCUCAUUUUAAUGACUGGACAGGGCUCAGUGAAGGCUGUGUUCACUACUGUGGGCCACCAUUUGUUUCCUUGCUCUUGUAAAAGACCAAGCAAAUGCACUCUGCUUUUUGCUGCUAUAAGACCACAAAAAUGAGUCAGAAACACAGAAGACUAUUUCAGGCAUGUGGGCCUGGAUAUGCUCCUUGAGACUUCUGGCAAACUUCUGCUGGGAAUUAGUUUGAGGGCGAGGAUACAUAUGUGAUAGUCGCCCUAGCCUAAGAGUAAUAGCUAAAAGAAAUAAAAAGUUUCUUUCAUCUUUUGCCUUACUGAUAACACCAUAGCCCUUCUCAAUUCAGAUCUUCUGAUUGAGUGCAGAGGAGACUAUCUACACCUUCCCCUAACAAAAACAAAACGAAAGAGUUCAUACUCUGAUUUUCCAACAUCUGAGAAACUGAGUUCUAUUUCAUAGCUCUAAGGCAGCCUUACUAUCUGUCAAUAAAGUGCUGAAAACUGUUUAUUUAGCAGUAGCAUCCAAAACCAAGCCUUUAGCCAAUAAUAUCUGCAUAUUGUGCACAGCAAAAACUGUGAGGCCAGGACUAGUUUAUCUGAACGCCUCAGCUGCUUUCACCCUGUAAACUGACAAGCAUGAUGAAAAAAGCAGCACAUCCAAGUCUCUGCCUCUUUUAAAUGUACUUGACUUUGCAAGGCAAGUAGUUGUACAGUCAUUUCUAGUCACACCCUUUACCCCAGGAUUUGGGGAUUUAGCUGAGACAUUUCUACCUCGAACAAGUCACAUGUACUACAGGUUCCUGAACAAUUACUGCAGGGCUGGUGAUAGACAUAACGGCUCUGGUUUUGUAAUAUCUUGGGUGUCUCUAAGGCCAAUAAGAACAACAUUAUCUACCCAGAGAAAGAAUAGUAGGAGCCCGAAGAAAGAGUAAACAAGAAAGGAGCUGUGUUCACACUGAAUCUGUGGUCAGUCUGUUUCCCCCACCCUCUCUCCACCCCAUCUCCACCCCAACCCUUCAGGAAUCCUCUUUUAGUUUACUGAUUUUAUACAGAAGAAACUGCCUUAGAAACAAAGGAUUCAAUGAUUUGCUUAUUUAUUCUUUGUUAACAUGGAGUCCCAUGUCUGAAAACCAAAGUCAAAUUUCUGUCUGGCCUUUUGUCUCAUCCCUCUUGGCAAAAGUAUCUUUUAAAAUGAUUUUUUAAAUGCUGAGUAACAGAAAAGUAUUAAUGUGCUUGACACCAUGACUGAAAUGCCAUGAUCUUGUUUGUCAAUAAAAAGCAGCUAUCCAUGAACCAGGUAA
Callithrix jacchus (white-tufted-ear marmoset) is the source of this 6518-nucleotide messenger RNA. RefSeq names its product pleckstrin homology, MyTH4 and FERM domain containing H1 (gene PLEKHH1). The record is from RefSeq and is a predicted model, not a curated record. Gene Ontology annotation, cellular component: cytoskeleton. Lineage: Eukaryota; Metazoa; Chordata; Mammalia; Primates; Cebidae.